This is a messenger RNA of Mucor velutinosus, 1191 nucleotides long. RefSeq lists its product as uncharacterized. The coding region runs from base 1 to 1191 and encodes 396 amino acids. Gene Ontology annotation, biological process: transcription open complex formation at RNA polymerase II promoter; transcription initiation at RNA polymerase II promoter. Gene Ontology annotation, cellular component: transcription factor TFIIE complex. Lineage: Eukaryota; Fungi; Mucoromycota; Mucoromycetes; Mucorales; Mucoraceae. The transcript is spliced from 3 exons. The record is from RefSeq and is a predicted model, not a curated record.
AUGGAUACUCUCAAAGCCCUUGUUGCAAGAGUUGCCAGAGCAUUUUACGACCCUAAAUACAUUGCUAUUCUGGAUGCCUUGAACAAUGCGCCACCCAAUACCAAUGGCGUUCGUGAGGAAGAUUUAGUCUUUACGCUCAAAAUGACACCUCGUGAUAUUCACAGAAUUUGCGGCAAGUUGAAAGAAGACAGACUGAUCAAGAUGGCGAACCGAAUGGAACCUCGAAAACAAGAUCAACGUUUAAUACCCAAAAAUUACUAUUAUAUUGAUUACAAAGAAUUUGUGGAUGUUGUAAAAUGGAAAAUGUUCAAAAUGCAGACACUGGUGCGCGAUAACCUACGAACCGAGUCAGAGAACAAGGGCUAUAUUUGCAACAAUUGUGAAAAGCAGUUCACGCCAUUAGACGUCCUUUCGCUGGUGGACAUGACCGACCAACUGUUCCACUGCGACGUGUGUGAGCAUGUCUUGGAGGAGAACGAUAAUGCAGAGAAUGUCAAGGGAAGCCAGCAAAUCCUGACCAAACUACGAGAACAAUCACAGCCCAUCAUUACACUGCUGAAACAAACAGAUAGCAUUGUGAUUCCCUCCAGCUACAUUUACAAGCAUACAGGCGGUAGUCGAGCUAGUAAAUCAGACGAGUACGAGUUGGCCAUUGCACAAGACACAGGCGCAGGACAGGGCGAUAUCAUUGUAGACCUGCAGAUGGACAAUGAAGCAGCGAGACGUGCCAAGAUGGAAGAAGCAGAGCAAAAGAGACAGCAAAACGCAUUGCCGGUCUGGCAUCAACAGUCGACCAUUUCAGGUACCAGUUUGGUGGGCACCGGCGAUCGGCCAGUGGCAGAAGAGCAGGAUGAAGAGGAUACGUUUGAAGAUGUGGGCCCUGCAGAAAUGGAUGCGGAUACAGAAGACUAUUAUGCGAAAUACUAUGAGAGUCUCAGUCAUAGCAAUGCAUUGGAAGAGGACCGUGAUGUCUUUGAGACAGUGGAUACUGCACAAGUAGAGACAUUUGAAGAACAACAGCCCACCAAUUCAGGCGAAGAAGAGUUUGAAGAGGACGAAGAUGUGCCUUUGGUCUCUGUAAAUGGUAAAAUGAUCCCACUGAAUGAAGUGCAAGAAGAAGACCAAAGAAACAUGACAACAGAUGAAUACAAAGCCUAUUACGAAGCUUGGGAAAACUGGCAAAACAACUAG